Messenger RNA from Cricetulus griseus (Chinese hamster), 3106 nucleotides. The record is from RefSeq and is a predicted model, not a curated record. NCBI's taxonomy places the organism in Eukaryota, Metazoa, Chordata, Mammalia, Rodentia, Cricetidae.
CUGAGCUGAAGGAUAUCCCAAGGGUGCCACUGACUAGGGACAGCAGAGAGCAUGCUGCCUGGGGACAUGGCACCUGCGUCACUGCUGCCUCGCCCGUGCGUGUGCUGGAGUGCCAGGCAGGAUGGCCAAUUUGCACUUUGCUGGACAGGAUGGAAUGGAGAAGGGCCCGUCGAGUUCCAGCCCGGCUGCCCUUUUCCUCUGCUCUUGAGGCGGCCAGCCCUAAUCCUCUGGGCUAGGUUCCUAAGCUACCUUCCCCCUGCCUUCCUCCUUUGGACUCAUGCUGGCCUCUGAGGCUGGGGCUGGUCUCUGUCAAGCUGCGUAUUUAUUGAGUUUGGCUCUUUUUAUAAAGACUUGUAUAUACUCCCUGGAGAGAGUGCUGUGCUUCUGAAACCCUGGCUGUUUUCUGCUCAUGUGCAUUGAGCGGGCUGAGGGGUGAGGAGUGGGGGCGGGGCUGUCUCACCAGCUGACGAGGGGCCCCUGUGGAAGACACUGUGCACCAAGACCAACCUGUCUUCUGCCACAGCCAGGAGACAACCAUUAAUCGGAACCCUCAGGAAAUGUUGCUUGUGCCUGCCUUUGCCGAACCCUCCUAGACUCUAGAAUCUAGAGGGUGUUCCUUCAAACUCAGGGUUCUGUCGAUCCCAGGACCCACACCCAGCUGUUCAGGGAGAUGUAGGUCUCCUACCUAGGUUUCCUGACCCCAUCCCAAGUACUUGAGGGACAGAGAAAAGACACUUGCCCCAGACCUACCUCUAAGAAUGGUUCUGAGGGCUGGAGCUAGACCCAGGGUGGGGCUAGGAUGCAGCCUUGUCCUUUAUGGGUUUGGUCAAAGCCUGUAUCAGCUUCCAGUGCCCAAAGUGUACCAGAGAGUCACGCCCCCUUAGCUGUCGAAGAGCGGUUGACCCCACCCUGGCCAUUCCCUGAGGCGGGCUUUUCUGGAUGGCGCAGGCGGGCAGGCCUUGGGCUAGGAACACGGGCUGGGCUAGUGGGGAAGCCCCGGACUGCACCAGAGUACCAGAGUAGCACUCAAAGGCGGUGCAGACCGCCAUGGAGCCACUGCCGUGGGGAUGCAUGAAGGAGGUGAGUGGGGUUAGGGAGUCCAGGAAACAGCUUGGAACUUGACUUGCAGCCCAGAGCUAAGCCUCUCAUGGGGGUGAGUGGGGGUUGCUCUCAACUCCGACCUCUCUGAGGGCUGGGUUGCCUCCACCCGCCGACCUAGUUAGAGGUUCGGGCGUGCCCUUCCGUUAAGAGGAAGCACAGGCUCUCGCUCUGGGGAAAUAGGGGUCUGGGGGCCUCCAUCUCACAGAAGGCAUGAAUGGGGGCAGGGUGGCCCAGUCUCGAUGGGUGUAGGGGAAAUGGGCAAAGGGCUGGCAAGGGGCCAUCCUCUGCUGUUCAUAAGCUGGGUCUGUAGACAAGACAGAAGAAAGCUGCUCCCCCUCCCUCUCCCCAUGGGCACCCCAUUCUGCCCAGGAGAGAAGUGAGUUGCUCCGAAGGCAAAUGUUAGGACCCUGGAAUGGAGGAGGAGCCCGGGAGGGAGAGGUGUUCUCCUGGGGCAGCCACACAGAGGUCAGCCACACAUGUUCCCCAGGCUCUCUUCCUCCUCCUCCUGUUGCUGCUGCCUGGGGGCCAGGGCCAGGGCGGCACCUCUGGCAGGUGUGACUGUGCCAGGGACUCACAGAAGAGGUAUGGCCCCUUUUGUUGCAGGGGCUGCCCAGAAGGACACUACAUGAAGACCUCCUGCACAGAGCCAUGCGGCAACGCCACCUGCCUUCCCUGCCCUCGGGGCACCUUCUUAACUUGGGGAAACCACUUUAAGUCAGACUGUACCCGCUGCCAAGCCUGUGAUGAAAUGGCUUUUCAAGUGACCCUGGAGAACUGUUCAGCCGUGUCAGACACCCGCUGUGGCUGCCAGUCAGGGCUUGUCUGCUCCACCGAGCCCUGUAGGGAAGGUUCACCCUUUCCUUGCUUUUCAUGUUCAGAUUGUGCUGCUCUGCCAACCCCCGCAAUACUUAGGGACCAGGCAGAAGGAGGCCCACAGGAUGGAAGCCCCUACCUCCUGCAAGGUGGGGAAGGUAUCAGGCAGUCCUGGACAGCCCUCAGCCCUGCCCGCACCCCUUUUGCAGGGGUUUCCACAGAAUCUGCCCUGAAGCCACAGACACAGCCAGCAGCACCUGAGGCCGGAAGUGGAGUAGUAUUGUGGGUCCAGCUGCUUCUGGGGGCCUCAUUCCUGCUUGGGCCCACCCUGAUCUGUUUAUACUGCCGAUGCCAGCCUUGCAAGCCUGUGGUUCCUGCAGACACAGCUGGGAUGGAGACCCUGACCUCACCACAGACUACCCAUCUCUCCGCCUCAGACAGCGCCCAUACCCUCCUGGCACCUCAAGACAGUGGGAAAGUCUGCACCACUGUUCAGUUGUUAGGCAACAACUGGACCCCUGGUUUAUCCCACACUCAGGAGGUGGCCUGCAGCCAGUCUCCACAGCCCUGGAAUCAGCUACCAAACAGAACUCUUGGCCUCCCUCUGACACCUGCGCUCUCGCCAGCGCCUCCUUCAGGCUCGCCGGCUGCUAUGCUCCAGCCUGGCCCGCAGCUCUAUGAUGUGAUGGAUGCAGUCCCCGCACGGCGGUGGAAGGAGUUCGUGCGCACUCUGGGGCUGCGGGAGGCAGAAAUUGAGGCUGUGGAAGUGGAGAUCUGCCGCUUCCGAGACCAGCAGUAUGAGAUGCUCAAACGCUGGCGGCAGCAGCAGCCUGCAGGCCUGGGUGCCAUCUAUGCGGCCCUGGAGCGCAUGGGGUUGGAAGGCUGUGCGGAGGACCUGCGCAGCCGCCUGCAGCACGGCCCGUGAUGUGAGGCCCACCAGCCACUUUGGCAUUCUAGUGACCCUAGCAGGAACCUUAAGUAUUGUUACUUAUGGGUGUAGACAUUUUAUGUCACUUACUAACCCCCUAGCACGGUCCUGCGUAGCAGCGCCGGCUGGCCUCGACCCUGCUUGCUUGCCCCAUGGUGCUAAGGGAAGCGUCAUGGAGAAAUACCAGGAGGGGCCAAGUGAUUGGUUGUACAGCUGUUUAUCAGCCCGAGUUUGGACUUGGUAUUAAAUAUCUUUAGUAGCUUC